AUGCUUACCUGUUAUAAUCGAUCUUGUGGCAAGGAAUUUGACCCUUCAAGCAAUGAGGACGAUUCCUGUACAUUCCACCCUGGGGUACCUGUGUUCCAUGACACCAUCAAAAAAUGGUCAUGCUGCAAUAAAUCAAGUGUUGACUUUACUGUCUUUCUUGACAUUCCAGGUUGUACCAAAGGAAGACAUAAUCCCACUCCACCCACAAAAGAAGUUUCAAAAUCAGUUGAAAAAGAACCACUAACAGUUCGCCUUCCCAAACCUAAGGACCCACCUCCACGACCCUCUGAAGAUGAACCUAUCACCAAAUUAAAAAUGACUGUCCUCGACAACUUGAAAGAGAAGCUUAAUAAUUUAAUGGCAGACUUAAAGAUCAAUGAUAAAAGAGGUGAUUCUAAUGAUAUAACUAUUGGAACUCCUUGUCAAAAUUCUAGUUGUAAACAGUCGUAUGAAGGGGAACAUUCAAACUCACAAAUUUGUGUUUACCACAGUGGUCAGGCUGUGUUUCAUGAAGGGCUAAAAUAUUGGUCAUGUUGUGAGAGGAAAACAACAGACUUCUCCUCUUUCCUCGAUCAACCAGGCUGUGAAACUGGUAAACAUGUGUGGAAAAAACAAGUGGCCACAACAGCUAGCCAAUGUCGCUAUGAUUGGCACCAAACGGGUACGAUGGUCACAGUGACAAUAUACGCCAAAAUGAUGCUACCAGAAGAGUCCUUUAUUGAAACCAACCAAGUGAUUUGCAAUAUUUUUAUAAAAUACGACGGUGGCAAAAAGGCAUUUAGCAAAAAAAUUGUUUUAGGUGGGGUGAUUGACUGUAGUCAAAGUGAGGUUCGAAUAACGUGCAACAAAGUGGAAAUCAACCUUCGAAAGGCCGACUCAUCUGCUUGGACAGCACUUGAAUAUUAA
This is a messenger RNA of Acanthosepion pharaonis, 906 nucleotides long. Lineage: Eukaryota; Metazoa; Mollusca; Cephalopoda; Sepiida; Sepiidae. The record is from the annotation of a GenBank genome assembly.